This is a messenger RNA of Acanthamoeba castellanii str. Neff, 624 nucleotides long. RefSeq names its product Ras subfamily protein. Lineage: Eukaryota; Discosea; Longamoebia; Acanthamoebidae. The transcript is spliced from 6 exons. Gene Ontology annotation, molecular function: GTPase activity; GTP binding. The coding region runs from base 1 to 624 and encodes 207 amino acids. The record is from RefSeq and is a predicted model, not a curated record.
AUGGGAUUGUGCGAGUCGCGAGAGGAAGAGGAGGACGGCGUGCGAUUGGCGACAGCCGAUACAGACGCUAUUGUGCGCUCGCUGGGGGGAGAUGGCAAGUACUGCAAAGGAGAGUUCAAAGAGCGCUACAAGUCGACGAUCGGCUCCGAUUUUGCGACGAAAGACCUCUCCGUGGACGACCGAUACGUCACGCUGCAAAUAUGGGAUACCGCGGGACAAGAGCGAUUUCAGAGUCUGGGAGUAGCGUUUUAUCGAGGCUCCGACUGCUGCGUGCUUGCCCGGACGACCCAGAGAAGUUCCCAUUCCUCGUGUUGGGCAACAAAGUCGAUCUGUGUCGAGCACAGAGCCCAGGCACUCAACCACGCCAAAACUGAGAUCACCACCACCAAACCAACAACAGGAAAGCCUGAGGUAAGCGAAGACGAAGCCAAGGAGUGGUGUAAGAAGCACGGCAACAUUCCUCAUCUCCUUGUCAGCGCGAAAGAGGGGACCAACUUGGACGAGGCCUUCACCCUGCUGGCGGACAUCGCCAUCCAGCGACUUCACGCCCCUCUGUCCACCGCCGCCUCCAGCGUGCGCAGUCGACAUGACAAGGAGGGCGUCUACUCCUCCUCGCCGUGGUGA